CAUUCACCUCCUCCUCAGUAUGGACUUGCCCGAAGCUCUCGUGACUUGGCCCCGCAUGCAUCACCUGUUCGCUGUGCUCUGUCUGGUCACUGUUGUUUAUAAACUCAGUCUCCUGUUGGCGAAGAGAAAAGCUGGGCUCAGAAACACCGAGUGUUUCCCUGGACCCCCGGGACACUGGCUGUUCGGACACCUCCUUCAGUUAAAAGAAGAUGGCACGGGCUUUGACAAAAUGCUGGAGUGGGAAAAGCAGUACCCGUAUGCUUUCCCACUGUGGUUUGGUCCCUUUACUUGUUACCUCUCUAUUCACCACCCAGAUUAUGUAAAAACCAUUCUGACAUCAACAGAACCAAAAGAUGAUUUGGUGUACAGGUUUGUCAAGACUUGGAUUGGGGAUGGUUUAUUGUCGUUAAGCGGUCAGAAGUGGUCUCGCCACAGACGACUCUUGACGCCAAGUUUCCAUUAUGAUGUCUUGAAACCAUACGUAAAAUUGAUGUCUGAUUCUGCUAAAAUUAUGUUGGACAAAUGGGAAAGUUAUGGAGACACCAACAAGUCCUUUGAACUGUUUGAACAUGUGAGCCUUAUGACACUGGACAACAUCCUGAAAUGUGCGUUCAGCCACAACAGCAACUGUCAGACCGAGAGUGGAACAAAUGCGUACAUCAAAGCCGUGUAUGAACUCACUGAUCUGGUCAACCUUCGGUUCAGGACGUUUCCGUACCACAACGACCUCAUUUUCUACCUCAGCCCACACGGCUUUAGAUUCAGGAAAGCGUGCAGGGUUGCUCACAGACAUACAGAGGAUGUAAUAAGAAAGAGAAAAGAAGAACUGAAGGAAGAGAAGGAGCUGGACCGGAUAAAGGCCAAGAGAAACCUGGACUUCCUGGACAUCCUUCUCUGUGCAAGAGACGAGAGUCAGCAGGGUCUGUCAGAUGAAGAUUUGCGGGCUGAAGUGGACACCUUCAUGUUCGGUGGCCAUGACACCACAAGCAGCGGCAUAUCUUUCAUCCUCUACUGUCUUUCCUGCAACCCAGAACACCAGCAGAAGUGCAGGGACGAGAUCACAGAGGUCCUGCAAGACAAGGACACCAUAGAGUGGGAUGAUCUUAAAAAAAUUCCAUACACAACAAUGUGCAUAAAAGAAUCCAUUCGUCUUUACCCCAUUGUACCGCGAACGGCCAGACGACUCACCAAACCCAUGACCUUUUGUGAUGGGAGGACUCUGCCUGCAGGUUUUCUUGUUGGAACAACUAUCUAUGGGAUUCACAUGAAUGAAACCAUCUGGGAAAACCCUCAUGUCUUUGACCCACUGCGCUUCCUACCAGAGAAUGUCUCCAAAAGGUCACCUCACGCAUUCGUGCCUUUCUCAGCUGGGUCAAGAAACUGCAUCGGUCAGAACUUCGCCAUGAACGAGAUGAAGGUGGCCACAGCCCUGACUCUGAGGAGAUAUCAGCUGAUAGAGGACACCACUUUCAAACCCAAAUUAGUUCCCAGAGUAGCGCUGCGCUCACUCAAUGGCGUCCACAUUAAAAUCAAACCUGUAGUAUAGAUACUUGUUUUGAAAAUGGAUUGAAAUAUAACAUUUCCUCUCUGCUUUUUAAUAGUGGGCGAUAGCUGAUUUUAAAGCCAGGUCAAACUAAUGAAAAGUGUACUUAUAUUUAAUUUGCCUUUUUGCAUGUUAUGGGUUUUGAGUAUUGUAGUGUGAACGUUUAAUUAAAAUUAUUUCUAUUAACAGUGUAAAGGUCAUCUAAGUGCACUUUAUAUAUUAGAAACAUGUACAUAUUUAAUCGGUCAGAUUACUUAAAUUUUAAGGAUGAGGGAAGGGAUCUUUGUAUUUAUUUGUUUGUUGAAAGAGUUAUGGUGUAUAUAUUGGUUUCUUUAACGUCCAAAUGUGAUAAAUGGGGGGGAAGUGACGUCUUGGCAGGAUUUUUUUUUUUUUCUUUUCUGCGGGCACGGGGAGCGACCAGCCACGUUCGAGAGAAUUGUAUGAACCUGGUGUUUUGGAAAUAUUGAUGUAUGGGAUUUGUUUCAAUAGUGUGUUUAUGUUCACGUUUCCGCCUUUGUUUGCGGGCACAAGUCCAUGUGGUAUGUGGGGAUGAUGGUGUUUUGUGUCAAUACAGAAUAUUGUAUGCAACAUAACUGUCUUUAUUUCGUUAAUCAGGUGCAUCUCAAAAAA
This is a messenger RNA of Platichthys flesus (European flounder), 2173 nucleotides long. RefSeq names its product cytochrome P450 4B1-like. The record is from RefSeq and is a predicted model, not a curated record. Gene Ontology annotation, molecular function: monooxygenase activity; iron ion binding; oxidoreductase activity, acting on paired donors, with incorporation or reduction of molecular oxygen. The transcript has 12 exons. The coding region runs from base 20 to 1546 and encodes 508 amino acids. NCBI's taxonomy places the organism in Eukaryota, Metazoa, Chordata, Actinopteri, Pleuronectiformes, Pleuronectidae.